CAGUCAUAUGACUAGGAUUUAUCUGCUCCAUUUAAGUACGCUUACGAUAAACACGCUUGAAUCUUAUCGUCACAAAGACACAGUCGAGCUCACCGGUCACAGCUAUGAUGAAGCUUCUUCUUACGUUCGUACUCGCUGCACUAGCCACAGCGCAGAUCCCUAUUCCCAGACGGGAGGUGGGAUUUGUGUACAACUCGGGGUCCGCCAGCGCACCUAUACAUUUAGAUUUCUACAUUGAUCAGAUUUGCCCCGACAGCAAAAUGGCAUGGCCUACUAUUCUGAAGCUCGCAGAUAGCUAUGGGCCGAGCGUGCUUCAGCUCAACACACACCUGUUUCCUCUGCCGUACCACAGAAACUCAUUCUAUGCCAGCAAGGGUACCCACAUCGUCAACCAACGGAGCAAGGGAGCCAACACCUAUAUAUGGAUCAAAACCAUCUACGAUAACAUCGACUCCCUCUCUAACUCGGUCACCUUCAACCUGUCGGACUCACAGAUAGUCGAUAAAUAUGCUACUAUCGCCAAUGGAUUGGGUGUCCCGGCUGCGAUGUUCAAGUCUCUCAUCGAGGACGAAACAAUCGAGAUGGACACCAGGACGGAGUGGAAGUACUGCUGUACACGAGGUGUAGCUGCCACGCCCACGUUCAUGCUGAAUGACAUCCUGGUUGCUGCCGACCCCACCUGGACCGUGGAUCAGUGGAAGCAGGUCAUUGACCCUUUGCUGUCCAAGAGAACCUAACCCCCGGCAUCAAGAAUUGUGAACAUCUCUCCCAGAAGCUCGAGUGCUGCAGAGAUGGAGUAUUGUUACAUAUCUAAUGUUACAUGUCGCGGUUGAACCGGCAUCCUUUGUGACAUCUUUUGUGACGUGUGCGUGUGCGUGUGUGUGCGUGUGCGUGAGAGUUGCGUGUAUUGGGAAAGGUUCCAUAUAUGUAUUAAACAAUAAACCAUUAUUUAAAAUAUAUAAA
Molecule: messenger RNA, 963 nt
Organism: Haliotis rubra (blacklip abalone)
Lineage: Eukaryota; Metazoa; Mollusca; Gastropoda; Lepetellida; Haliotidae
Exons: 5
Coding region: 105-737 (210 amino acids)
Source: RefSeq, a predicted model, not a curated record